ACGAGCAAACUUGUGUGUUGUGUUUGUAUGUGUUUUUAUGUGUUGUGUUGUGCCAUCACACUAACACAAACACACAGUUUGCAAAAUAGAGUUGAAGCAAGCAGAGCAGAUCAAAUGCACGAAGAGGAACAUAAAUAGAAUAGAAUAGAAGAAACAAUGGCAAGAGAGUUGAGCCCCGGCUUAAAGAUUCUCUGGGUCUGGACCCUUGGCACCGCCGCUGUACUGGUUACAAGUGUGGUGAGGACGAGGGUGAGAGACAUGGAGAACCUUAUGAAUGCUGAGCAGCAGCAACAACAACAACAACACAACACUGCCACCGACACAGAGACACUCUUGGUGGACACUUCGCCUCAGUCCUCUGAACUGAUUCGAGAAGAGAAACCAUAGGUUUGACAUCAAUCCCAGUUUUCUAUUUUGUGUUUUUGUUAAUUUCUUAAACUUUGUUGUUUAUUUUUGCGUUUGGAGAAAUGGGUUUAUGGCUUUCGGACAAGUGUGUGAAAUGUGUUUGAUGAAUGUUCUCAGUGAUACCAUUUUGACCCCAUUUUGAAGUUUUUACUGUAUUACGUGUUUUUCUGCUGGUACAAAUGAACUUGCUGAU
This is a messenger RNA of Prunus avium (sweet cherry), 598 nucleotides long. RefSeq names its product basic leucine zipper/W2 domain protein. The record is from RefSeq and is a predicted model, not a curated record. NCBI's taxonomy places the organism in Eukaryota, Viridiplantae, Streptophyta, Magnoliopsida, Rosales, Rosaceae.